Messenger RNA from Archocentrus centrarchus (flier cichlid), 642 nucleotides. Its product is annotated as hepatic lectin-like. The record is from RefSeq and is a predicted model, not a curated record. The transcript is spliced from 5 exons. NCBI's taxonomy places the organism in Eukaryota, Metazoa, Chordata, Actinopteri, Cichliformes, Cichlidae. Bases 1 to 642 code for a protein of 213 amino acids.
AUGCUCCGAAACCUUGAAGUGAAGCUGGAAACUGUAAAAUCUGAAGUCACGGAGCGACUGCCUGAAAUCCAACCAUGCCCUACAGUGCAGCCGACAUGUCCCCCGCAGCCUGAAGUAAAAAUGAAUGAACCCUGUUAUAGAUGUGAAGCAGGCUGGGAGCAUCAUGGAGGAAAGUGCUACUAUUUCUCCACAAGAAAAUCACCGUGGAAUGAGAGCAGAGCUGACUGUAGAGCUGAAGGAGGAGACCUGGUUAAGAUAGACAGCAGGGAGGAGCAGAGUUUCUUGAGGAAAAUCAUUCAACAAAAAAUGAAGGGAGAUGAAGAUCGUUUCUGGAUGGGACUGACAGACUCAGCAGCAGAGGGCAGCUGGGUGUGGGUGGACAGCUCACCACUGAAUGAAAGUUUGACAUUUUGGUCCUCUAACGAGCCAGAUGAUAGGAGAGAGGAAGACCCUGAUGGAGAGGACUGUGGGAGGAUGGGGCCAAUGAACUGGUCUGAUAAAUCCUGCAAAUCACCUCAAAGAAGUAUUUGUGCGAAACCAGCAGAGUCUCUGUGUGUGUCUGACAGAAGCCCAUCCUUCGACUCUUUGAAGAAAAGUUUUGAAAAUUUUGGAAACAUGUUCAAAAACGCCUUUAACCUCUAG